UUCGAACUUCGAGAACUUUUGCAGCGAAAAUUUGGAGCGCAGAAAGGGGAGGAGGCGAAUGGUGAGCAAAGGGUUCUUGAUGUCGUGCCUCGGCGGCGGCGGCCGCGAGGGCUUCGCCUCGCGGAGCCUCUCGCCGAGGCCGCACUACCCGUCGAUGCCAAAGUACCCCAGGCGGAAGUCGACGGUUGAGGUGGUCGGGGGCGGGGAUCUGGAGGCGACGCCGGAGGCAGCGGAGGAGGAGGAGAAGCGGGUGGCGCUGUUCUCGGUCGUCGGGAUGGCGUGUGCGGCGUGCGCUGGGUCGGUGGAGAAGGCGAUCAAGCGGCUGCCUGGGAUCCAUGAUGCUGCCGUCGACGUGCUGAACGAUCGGGCUCAAGUCAUCUUCUAUCCCGCCUUCGUUUCGGAGGACACAAUUAGAGAAACAAUUGAAGAUGUUGGUUUCAAGGCUGAAUUGAUUCAAGAGGAGAUGAAAGAAAAAUCAGUUCUCAUAUGCAGACUUCGCAUAAAAGGGAUGACAUGUACUUCUUGCUCAAGUACUAUUGAAUCUGCUUUGCAAGAUGUUCCAGGUGUACAUAAGGCUUUAGUAGCCUUAGCAACUGAAGAAGCAGAGGUUCGCUAUGAUCCUAGAGUUGUAAGUGCCAACCAACUCAUGGAUGCAGUUGAAGAUACUGGUUUUGAAGCUAUACUUGUUACCACAGGGGAAGAUAUUAACAGAAUAGAACUCAAAGUUGAUGGGCCAUUCUCUACAAGGUAUAUUUCUAUGGUUAAUAACUCUCUUCAAGCCCUCCCAGGAGUAGAUGAUAUAAACAUUGAUCCUGUGCUGCAUAAAGUUACCAUAUCUUACAAACCAGAUCAGACAGGUCCACGAAAUUUCAUUGAAAUUAUUGAAUCAACUGGAUCUGGGCAGCUUAAGGCGUCAAUAUACCCGGAAGUAAGGGGAAAGGGGUUUCACAGGCAUGAGGAGAUUAAUCAGUAUUAUCAAUGCUUCCUUUGGAGUUUGGUUUUCACCAUCCCAGUAUUUCUCACUUCAAUGGUGUUUAUGUACAUCCCUGGAAUUAAAGAAGUUCUAGAUAAGAAAAUAGUAAACAUGUUGAAGGUUGGAGAGCUUUUAAGAUGGAUUUUAUCCACUCCUGUCCAAUUUAUAAUUGGUCGAAGAUUUUAUGUUGGUGCAUAUAAAGCAUUACGACAUGGAUCUGCUAAUAUGGAUGUGCUGAUUGCUCUUGGAACCAAUGCAGCAUACUUCUAUUCAAUCUACACCGUCCUCAGAGCUGCAACUUCACCAAAUUUUAUGGGAACUGAUUUUUUUGAGACUAGUUCCAUGCUUAUAUCAUUUAUCCUUCUUGGGAAGUAUCUUGAAGUUUUGGCUAAAGGGAAAACAUCAGAAGCCAUUGCUAAGCUCAUGAAUUUGGCACCUGAAACUGCAAUACUGAUAAGCUAUGACAAUGAAGGAAAUGUGAUAAGUGAAAGAGAGAUAGAUAGUCGAUUGAUUCAAAAGAAUGAUAUCAUUAAAGUAAUGCCCGGUGGAAAGGUAGCUUCAGAUGGUUUUGUAAUACGGGGUCAGAGCCAUGUUAAUGAAAGCAUGAUAACUGGGGAAUCAAGGCCUGUUGCAAAGAGGAAGGGUGAUAUUGUUAUAGGCGGUACUGUCAAUGAAAAUGGUGUGCUGCAUAUCCGUGCCACUCAUGUUGGAUCCGAAGGUGCCCUUUCACAGAUUGUUCGUCUUGUUGAAUCAGCUCAAAUGGCUAAAGCUCCUGUACAGAAAUUUGCUGACCGCAUAUCCAAAUAUUUUGUGCCUCUAGUUAUUCUUCUUUCACUUGUCACUUGGCUCAUUUGGUUCUUAGCGGGAAAGUUCAGUUCCUACCCAAAAUCUUGGAUACCAUCGUCAAUGGAUAGCUUUCAACUCGCUCUUCAGUUUGGCAUAUCUGUCAUGGUGAUAGCAUGUCCAUGUGCGCUUGGCCUUGCAACUCCCACUGCUGUUAUGGUUGGAACUGGAGUAGGUGCAUCUCAAGGUGUGCUAAUUAAAGGUGGACAAGCAUUAGAGAGUGCACACAAGGUCAACUGUAUUGUAUUUGACAAGACUGGCACACUUACCACUGGAAACCCUGUUGUUGUCAACACACGACUACUGAAGAAUAUGGUGCUUCGUGACUUCUAUGAAUAUGUGGCAGCUGCUGAGGUUAAUAGUGAGCAUCCCUUGGCAAAGGCUAUAGUUCAAUAUGCCAAAAAGUUCAGCACAGAUGAAGAGAACCCUGUUUGGCCUGAAUUACAAGGUUUUAUUGCUAUCACAGGCCAUGGUGUCAAAGCCACAGUUGGAAACAAAGAAGUUUUAGUGGGGAAUAAGAGCUUGAUGGUGGAAGUAGGCAUCCAUAUACCUGUUGAAGCCUCUGAAAUUCUCACAGAUACUGAGAGAAUGGCACAAACUGGAAUAGUCGUCUCAAUUGAUCGAGAAGUAACUGGAAUAAUUGCAAUAUCUGAUCCACUGAAACCUGGUACUCGAGAGGUUAUAUCCCUUCUGAAGUGCAUGAAGGUGAAAAGCAUUAUGGUAACAGGUGAUAACUGGGGUACUGCAAAUGCAAUUGCACAGGAGGUUGGGAUAGACACUGUUAUUGCAGAAGCAAAGCCAGAUCAAAAAUCCGAGAAAGUUAAGGAACUUCAGAUGUCCGGCUUAACUGUGGCAAUGGUUGGAGAUGGAAUAAAUGACUCACCAGCACUUGUGUCUGCUGAUGUUGGGAUUGCCAUAGGUGCUGGCACAGACAUUGCAAUAGAAGCAGCUGAUAUUGUUCUUAUGAAGAGCAACUUGGAGGAUGUAAUAACUGCCAUUGAUCUCUCUAGGAAAACUUUCUUCCGGAUCAGCAUGAAUUAUGUAUGGGCUCUUGGUUACAAUAUCAUCUGCAUACCAGUUGCAGCUGGAGUUCUUUUCCCAUUCACCAGAUUCCGACUGCCACCAUGGAUUGCUGGUGCUGCAAUGGCGGCUUCUUCAGUUAGUGUAGUUUGCUGCUCUCUCUUAUUGAAGAACUAUAGAAGGCCCAAAAAAUUAGACAUGCUUCGGAUGAGCGAUGUAGCGGUCAAUUGAAUAUGUUCAUUUGGAUACUUGUACAUUUCUGCAUCAAAUGUGUGUUAAGGUUUCUUCUCAUCUCUAGAUUACCUGCAAAAAUGUUAUUGAUGUAUAUAUGAAUUGGGAAUAUCUUCACUAUAUAGUAGUUGAUGCACAUCAAUGAAAUGUUUGUGAAGUCAUUUCUUGCUACAA
Molecule: messenger RNA, 3241 nt
Organism: Musa acuminata AAA Group (dessert banana)
Lineage: Eukaryota; Viridiplantae; Streptophyta; Magnoliopsida; Zingiberales; Musaceae
Product: copper-transporting ATPase HMA5-like
Exons: 6
Coding region: 59-3067 (1002 amino acids)
Biological process (GO): monoatomic cation transport
Cellular component (GO): membrane
Molecular function (GO): ATP hydrolysis activity; ATP binding; copper ion binding
Source: RefSeq, a predicted model, not a curated record